AUGUCCUCUGUAAAGGAUCAUACUUUUGACCUGUAUAACAUCAAUGCCUUUCCCACUGAUUUCCUGGUUUCCCAUGAGAGUGCUCUGCUCAAACAAAUGGUUGACUAUGAGCAGAAGCUGAAGACAACUAAUCCAGAACAACCUAAAAGACUUUAUACUCUCAGGUAUCUGCUUCAAGAUGAUGAGAAGCAAACAGAGGAUGAUGAAGGAGUUCAGUCUGCAGCAGGACAACAAAAACAAAUGAAACAUCCCAGGAAGACCAGCAGCUGCCCAGCAGCUAAGAGAAGGCCAAGUGCUACUGCCACUUCCAAAGUCCAUGACAAGAAGAUGAAAAACACCCCGACCCCAGCUGGUGGCUUCAUGCCGAAACCUGCUGCACCAAAAGUGAUGUACGGGGGAGGACAUGGUAUUAGUAAUUCACCUGGAGGAGGAAUCAAAAAUGCCAGCGACUCUGUAGGUGACCCCGAAGUCUCGGCCGAGUCUUCAACAGGAGCUGUGACAAAUGAAGGGCCCAUAAGUGCCGCUUUGGCACGGAAAAUUAAUGAGGAUAUAAAAUGUCAAUUGAUGAAGGAAGUCCGGAGGUUUGGGCGAAAGUAUGAAAGGAUUUUCACAUUGUUUGAAGAAGUGCAAGGGCCUCUUGCACUCAAGAAGCAAUUUGUUGAAUUUACCAUCAAGGAAGCUGCAAGGUUUAAAAGAGUAGUCUUGAUUCAGCAGCUUGAGAAGGUACUAGCAAGAAUAGAUUCCUUCUGCUGCCUCAAGAAAGCUAAUCCCAAGAAAAGCAGAGACGUGUGUUCUUGCAAAGACCAGUGAGAAGCAAGGAUGAAUUUUCUAUGCUGUGAGCUGGAAGAAAACAUUGCUGAAGCCUCCUAAAAUGUGAUCAAGAA
Molecule: messenger RNA, 884 nt
Organism: Hyaena hyaena (striped hyena)
Lineage: Eukaryota; Metazoa; Chordata; Mammalia; Carnivora; Hyaenidae
Product: integrator complex subunit 6-like
Exons: 5
Coding region: 1-810 (269 amino acids)
Biological process (GO): snRNA 3'-end processing
Cellular component (GO): integrator complex
Source: RefSeq, a predicted model, not a curated record